Molecule: messenger RNA, 3558 nt
Organism: Cladophialophora bantiana CBS 173.52
Lineage: Eukaryota; Fungi; Ascomycota; Eurotiomycetes; Chaetothyriales; Herpotrichiellaceae
Exons: 8
Coding region: 1-3558 (1185 amino acids)
Biological process (GO): DNA-templated transcription
Molecular function (GO): DNA binding; zinc ion binding; oxidoreductase activity
Source: RefSeq, a predicted model, not a curated record
AUGGCUGUGGUUUCGCGACAGAUGGUGAAAUGGGAGACUGCUCAGGAUGGCUUGGACAAUCUGUACAGAUCCACUUGCCCAAUUCCCAUCCCGGGCGAGGACGAAGUGCUGGUCAAGGUUCAUGCAGUGUCUCUGAAUUAUCGAGACACCGAAGUCGCAAUGGGUCUUUAUACUCACCACAAAACAAUUGGAGCCAGUCCAAAUGUUGUCCCCUGCUCUGACAUGUGUGGCAUUGUGGUUGGGUUGGGAAAUUCCAAACGAAGCGCCUGGAACCUCGGAGACCGUGUUCUUUCCAUUUUCAAUCAGACACAUCUGACCGGUCAGAUCAAAGAGAAGGACAUGGCCUUUGGGCUUGGCCUGCCUCUUGAUGGUGUACUUCAGCAAUACCGAGUCUUUCCUGUGACGGGGUUGGUCAGAGCGCCUGAUUAUUUGAAUAAUGAGGAAGCCUCCACUCUGCCUAUUGCAGCACUUACGGCAUGGAUGGCUAUCAACGGAUCGAGGCCCAUCAACUCUCCAGGUGGGCAUGGAGAGACAAUUCUGCUACAAGGCACCGGUGGAGUUUCCAUAGGUGGCCUACAGAUUGCGCAUGCAGUUGGUGCAAGGACAAUCAUAACUUCCUCUUCCGAUGCCAAACUUUCUCGUGCUGAGGCAUUGGGAGCCACGUUCACUAUCAACUACCGCAAGAGUCCGGACUGGCAGAAUGUUGUGAUGAACUUGACCAACGGCGAAGGUGUCGACAUCAUAUUUGAGACCGGAGGUGCGCAGACGCUGAGGAAAUCUUUUGAUUGCAUCUCAUUUGGAGGUAUCAUCAAUUGCAUCGGUUAUUUAAGUGGGAAGCAAGACGAAACUGCCGACCGCACCAAUACGAAUGUUCUGGCGCUGCGACGCAAUGUUACGCUCAAAGGAAUCAUCAAUGGGUCCAAAGACAGAUUCGAAGAGAUGUUGCGCUUCUACGAGUCGAAGAAGAUCAGGCCUGUGGUCGACAAAGUGUUCCCCUUCGAUGCAGCCAAAGAAGCAUUCCAGUACUUGUACGGAGGUGGGCACUUUGGCAAGGUUGUCAUACGGGUAUGGCUCUUAUUCGACCACGGGCAUGCUUUGAGGUUUGACGGAUUAACCCAGCUCGCGCACCUAAUCCGCAUCCAUCAUACAUCUGAAGCUCUUCAAGAAAUAUGUCAGAACCUACAAACACUGAUCGUGCUGGCGCAAACGCUGGCCAGUCGUGCCGCGAAUGUCGUCGUCGCAAAGGACGUUGUGAUGGCAGGAUGCCAGCACUUGACAGAGGUUGAAGAGCGGUUGGAAAAAGCAGAAGCACUGUUGAAGACCUUUUUCACCGAUGCUGAACUGUCGCAAAUGCUUGUUCAUGGUAUCACUAACAAACUCGAUGUCCCACCGAGGCCUGCAACGGACACGACGACGAGUACUGCUUCCCAGGCAGCCACAUCAGGCUUCCCACCUGGGACCUCAACCGCGUUGCCAGCACUGGGCUCUGCGCACCGCCAACAGAAGCGUUCUCAAUCUUUCUCCACGAUUGGCGGGGACCCAGAUCAUAAGGUCAAUUUGAGCUAUCUCGAAUCUCCCGUAGACUCAACGUCCAAUGUCGCCGACAAUUCCACUUUUCCACUAGAGAAUCUCUCAGCUGCCGACGACGAUUUUGAAUGGGAUGAGCGGGAAUCUUCUUGGAAUAUUGCGGACCCUCGUGCAGGCAACUCUGCUUUUGGAGGGGAUGUCGACGCUGAAAUCCCUAAAAUCACGGACGGUAUGGCCACGUUGACUGCUGAUGACUCAAAUGCUGGCUUCCUAGGAUCAGUCUCAGGUUCUGCUCUUCUGCGGCUCAUAUGGAUGAGCACGGGCGCCGACGAUAAGGCCGAAGGCAAAAGCGAACGGCGUGAAAGCCUAGAGCAACUCUUCAGCCAUCGCUCGAAUGAUUAUCCGGCGACGACUACGCCGUGGCUACGAGCGCAGCCUCUGCUUACUCGAGCGGUGGUCGACACUCUCAUCGACGCCUACUUCGCUCUAUAUCACCCGACCUUCCCCAUCCUCCACGAAGUUACGUUCCGGGAACAGUAUGCGAAGCUCAAUGGCCGUACCAGCGGGAACACAUGGCACACCCUGGCUAACCUCGUUGCGGCUCUCGGGUCCUUCGUGUCGAGUACCUGCUCCGACGAUACCCACGCCACUCUUUUCAACGGCGUGAAGGCGAACUUGUCUAUUAAUUCCUUGGAGACUGGGAGUCUCAGUCUUGUCCAGGCAUUUGCGAUGGCCGCAAACUACCUGCAAAAGAGAAACAGACCAAACAGUGGCUACAACUACGGGGGCAUUGCGCUACGGCUCGCAAUAUCACUGGGCCUCCAUAAGGAGUUUCGGGGAUGGCAGACUGCCCCAUUUCGAAAGGAAAUCCGAAGGAGGAUUUGGUGGUCGCUUUGUGUGCUGGACGUCGGUGCAACCGUAACCUAUGGCAGGCCUUUGAACUGGCCUCAGGUAGGAGUCGACAUCCCGUUUCCGCUGAAUAUACAAGAAAAGGACCUUCAAUUGGACUCACCCACAUACCCAACCGAAGUCAAUGAGACCACAAUCUACACCUAUGUUCGCACUCAGUCAUCCUAUCAUCUCCACACCAUCAGAAUCUAUAACCGCCUCAUCUCCAAUCCCAUCCCUUCUGCCGCAGAGUUGAUCUCUCUCGAUGACGAGCUGAUUGAAGGCUGGCUCAGCAGCCUCCCGCCAUACUACCGGGAUGAUAAUUUACCACUUCCUAAUCAGUAUCUCCUUGGCCAUGCAAUCAGCCGCUGGCGCUUUCGAAUCAUGCGCAUCAUCAUGUAUCGCCCGUUUUUGAUUCGAUGGGCAGAGGACGGCUUAGACGUCGCUACCGCGACACCUAUGUCACCCUUGCAGGGUGCAUCCGCUGAAACAAUUGCUACCAAGCGAUGCUUCAAGGCUGCCGAGGAAUGCAUUUCAGCCAUCUUUCAAUUUUGGUCUUCCGGAACUCACACUAGGCUCGCGGCUUGGUACGUCUUAUAUUUCCUUCUCCAGGCCGCUUUAAUACCAAUCCACUGUCUGCGACGCAAUCCAAGCCACCCAGACGCCAGCUCAUGGAGGAAUCAAGUCCUGACAGCCCUGAGCAUAAUUGACGCAAUGAAUGAUCUGAAUCCAAGCGCCCCAAAGUGUCGAGAUAUCAUUUACCGCCUUUGUGGCGAGAAUCUUACCUCCAAACCUCAAACUCAAUCACAGCAACCCCGCCCACAGUCCCACAUGCAGAGCCAGCAAGACACGACCACCCCAUGGACGACCUUUUCCAACGCUGAUGCCAACUUCAGCAGCCAUUUCUUUCCCUUCUCGAGUUCUGAUUCUACUGACACAGGUAUGAAUCCCUGGAUGACCGAGAUCGAUACAGCCAUCGACGGAUACGAUAUUUACUGCGACCGUCUGAGCCACGCGGCAAUGGCCGGGAUGGGCCGCUUAAGCAACGCCGGUGAAGCCGGACCAUCAGGCGGUUUCGCGAGUAAUGACGGGACACAAAUUGGAACAGGGGUGCAGGACUGGGAUUGGGGGUUGAUGCUGUAG